UUCCCACCCGCCGCCACCCCCACCCCGCGGCGGCUCCCCCCCGAUCCGACGGCCCCCGCGCGCGCCACGUCGCCGUCGUCUUCCUCCCCCACCCCACUAUUUACCCUCCGCCCCACGCGGCCGGUCGCCCCACCUCCCCCCUUUCCUUCCCGUCCCCUCCGAAUCGGCGCGCUAGGGUUAGGGUUUCGCUGCAUCCGCGUACACGCGUGUUCCGCCUAGGCCCGGGUGGUUCCGGCGUAGGUGGGAAGCCCUAUGGCGAUCGUGAGGACCGGCGCCGGCGUCCGGCUCCCGAGGCUUGACGGCGGCGGGGAGGGCUCGCCGGAGGCCACGGAGGACGACGAGGAGUCGCGGGCCACGCCGUCGCAGGAGUCCGGGGCCGACGGCUUCUCCGGCGGCGAGGAGGAGGAGGGGGAGGAGGAGGAGGAGGAGAAUGGCGGCGGAGGUGAGGAACCAGAGGAGGCGGAGGAUGAGUUAGGCGAGGAGGAGUUGGAGCUGGAGGAGGAGGAAGAGGAGGGGGACUCGGGGAUGGGUUCCGACGAGCUGGAGGUCACGGAGCUCGGGGAGCCUGGCGCCGAGAUGUGCCAGGUUGGGGACCAGAGCGUUGCCGUGCCGCUGGAGCUCUACGACCUCGCCGGCCUCAGUGAUGUGCUUUCGCUCGACGCCUGGAACACCCUCCUUAGCGAGGACGAGCGAAUCCGUCUCGCCGCCUUGCUGCCCGACAUGGACCAGGAGACCUUUGCCCGCACCCUAGUUGAGCUCCUCUCAGGACAGAACUUCCACUUUGGGAGCCCCCUCGCCGCCCUCUUCAAGCAGCUCAAAGGGGGGCUGUGCGACCCCAGGGUCAACCUGUACCGCCGUGGCACCCGCUUUGCGGAGCGGCGCAAGCAUUACUACUGGCUGCAGAGCUACCACAACUCAAUGGUGCGGGGUCUGUGGGAGAUCAAGGAUUGCUGGAAGGGCCGUGAGGGGUACAGCCUUGAUGAGAGGCUGAGGAUGUUGGAUGCUUUGAAGGCAAAGCAGCAGCAGAGAAAAGCUUUGGCUUUGGCUUGGCGAUCUGGGUCAGAGACUGAUUCGGGGAGCAGGGAGUCUGGGAAACAGGUCUUAAAUCAGCUGAAGCUAGAUAAGAUUGGACAGAAGAAGGCAGGGAAGUUAGCGAAGGAGAGGUCUAAAGGCUUGCUGCGGGUGAAUAUGCUGAAAGGAGUUGAUGAAGAGUAUGGGGAAGGGUCUGGCCGUGAUGCUGCAGUAGCGCUUUCUCGUCAAGACAAUGUGUAUGGAUAUGAUUCGGGCACACAUAGAGGGAAGCUUCAUAGGAGCAUAGAUGGCCUUUACUCGGAGGAGCUAGGAUAUGAACGGGAUUCGUCCAGAACUCGGUUUCCGAGGCUGCUGCCGAAGCCAGUAAAGAAGAAGGAAUUGACUACGAGCUAUGAUGGCAAUCUGUACGGAAACAACUACCAUGAUAACAAUAAUGCUUCUCCAUACUACUAUGGCAGGAAUCCCGGUCCUAAUCAGGGAGUCACUCUAGCAGCAGCAUAUGAUCCUCCAUAUUUUGACACCAGAAGGAAUGCAAGGUACUCGGAGAGGGACUGGGUACAGGGUGGAAAAGGUGUGCAGAGUAAAGCACUAACAGGGGAUGAAAUGCACUGGACUGCUAGUACCCACACUGGCCAAGUAGAUGACUGGCAAAAAGGGAAGUUGGCAGGUGAUUACAGGAGCAGGAAAGAUCAAGCUGGCUAUGGUCUGAAGGUUAAGUCCUAUAAAAGCAUCGAGCAACAGACUAAUGAUGCUCGCAUUGGGUCAGACCCUAGAAGCAAGAUAUCACAGGUGAAGAUGGCAGGUAAAUCCAGUAGCCAAUUUGAUAGGAUUAGCCAGAAACACUCCAGGGGCAAUGCUGCCUAUUCUCAAAGUGAGGAGACAGAAUCUGAUUCAUCAGAACAGUUUGAAGAUAGUGGGGACGUGCAUUUUCUUGAACGGAAGCCAGAGCAUCACCAUUCUGGAUUUCAUAGACAAGCACAUGGUGUCAAAAAGUCAAAAAAACUUUCUAAAGUGGUCAAAAUGAACUAUCCUACUGCUGGUGCAGAUUUAGAACCCUCUCGGAGCAAAGGAUUCAAAGGAAAGGUUUCAGAGGCUGGUUAUUUACGUGAUGUGGAUGUGAAGAUGACGGAACAGAUUAGUGAUGUCAUGAAACCUCCAGCAGCCAGUGGUGAAAGGAAGCGGAAAGGGAUGGCAAAUUUGGAAACACAUGUUCAUGAUAACUCCGAACUGCAUGAAAUCAAUGAAAAUGCCAAUGAUUCAUUCAGGCUAACAGAAAGUGAAAGGCUUGCCAGUAAAUCAGGCCAUGCAAUCCAAGAUUCUAAUGGUGAUUUUGGUGGUACUGAAAGAGUAAGUGGUAGCUCUGGGUCCAAAAAAACAAAAGGAAGAGUUGAAGUUCCUAGCCUGGAUGAGCACAGUGAGCAUGUGCCAUCUGGUCCAAAAAUGGCCGACAACAUCAGUGGCUCGAAGAAGAAAAGCAAAAAGAAGCCAGAGAGCACCACAGACGCAGUUACUGUAGCAGAACCAGCUGCUGAUGUGCCGGAAGAUAAUGUAGUAGCAGUAGAGCCUGAGAAGAUUGAGAAGCCCAAGAAGAAGUAUGUACCAAUAUCACCAACUAUCCAUACCGGCUUUUCAUUCUCCGUUGUACAUCUUUUAACUGCUGUAAAGAAGGCUAUGGUCUCUCCUGCUGAGGAUACUCCAGCAGCAGCGAAGCAACCUGAUGGAGAGGACGGCAAAAAAUGGUUCAACAAUGAAGAGCAAAACAAAACGCCUCAAGAACAAAGUAUGACAGAACAAGCUCAACAGGUUCUUGAUGGUGCAGAUGCCAGUGCCGCAGAGCAGAAUGUACCAAGCAAUUCACUAGCACUUACUGUUCAAGAGAUCGUCAAUCGAAUUAGAUCAAAUCCUGGAGAUCCUAGGAUACUUGAAACCCAGGAGCCCCUCCAGGAUUUAGUUCGAGGAGUAUUGAAGGUACUGUCAUCUAGAACAGCUCCUCUAGGUGCAAAGAGCUGGAAAGCACUAGUUGCCUAUGAAAAGUCAAACAAAAGUUGGUUCUGGGUUGGUCCAGUACCUUCUGUUUCAUCAUAUGAUGAUCCUGAUGAAGAAACUUCUGCAGAAGCAUGGUGUAUACCGCACAAGAUGCUUGUGAAGUUGGUUGAUGCAUUUUCUAAUUGGCUGAAAAGUGGUCAGGAAACCCUCAAGCAGAUAGGAUCCCUUCCACCACCUCCACCACCAAAUCCUGCAAACUUGGAUUUGAAGGAAAGAUUCAAGGAGCUUAGAGCCCAGAAAAGUCUUAACACAAUAAGCCCAAGCUCAGACGAAGCAAGGGCAUAUUUCCAGCGUGAGGAAUUUUUGAGGUACUCCAUACCUGAUAGAGCCUUUUGCUAUACUGCUGCUGAUGGGGAGAAGUCUAUAGUUGCUCCCUUGAGAAGAGGAGGUGGAAAGCCCACUGCUAAAGCUAGGGGUCACCCCAUGCUCUUACCUGAUCGUCCGCCACAUGUUACUAUCCUCUGUCUUGUAAGAGAUGCUGCUUCUAGGUUGCCUGCAAGAACUGGAACUAGAGCUGAUGUCUGCACACUACUCAGAGAUUCACAAUACCUAAACCAUGAAGAAGCCAAUAAAGAGGCUGCUAUUAAUCAAGUCGUCAGCGGUGCUCUUGAUCGCUUGCACUAUGAACGUGAUCCUUGCGUACUGUAUGAUAAUGACAAAAAAUUGUGGACCUAUCUACACAGGGGUAGGGAGGAGGAAGAUUUUGAGGAUGAUGGCACGUCAUCUACGAAAAAAUGGAAGAGACCGAGGAAAGAUCCCUCUGAUCCGGCAGAGCCAGGUGCAGCAAACGAUGAUUUUGAUGAUGAUGGCACUGGCACCCCUUUGGCGAACAAUGCAAAAAAGCAAAAGACAGACCAUGGCGAUCCUACAGUAUCAGGAGAAGCUAACGAUGAGGGAGAUAAUGCAACUCAGAAUCCAUCUUGUGGUGGCCUCGAGGGUGAUCCUGAUCUUAAUGUUCCAUCAUCAAAAAAUUACGAAGAAUCAGUUGGAGUUGUUUACAUUGAUGCAAGACCAGAUGAUGCUGGUUCGAAUUCAGUAGAUGCAAAACCAGGCAGCAGGGCUGAUGAUAACCCAGCAAGUUGGCAGUCAGUCCCAGAACAGAAUAAAAACAGCACGGCACUUCCUGAGAACACCAGCAUGGAUGCUACCCUGUCAUGAAUAAUAAUAACAUCAUGGCUCAGUGAGCAGCACAUGUGUUGAAGCGUCAGCAUAGGGUAGAAACUAGAAAGCAGUGUUCAUCUUGUUGCUAUAUGUUUGGACAUGGACACCAUAGCAAGCAUCAUUAUAUGAGGCCUCAGACUCCGCCAGAAUCAAUCUUUUGUAGUUGAGAUAGCCUGUACAUUCUUGUCAUAAUUUAAAUGAGUUUCUGUAGUUUAUUACUCUCUUUUUUCUAGUGGUCUUGUGCAGCUGCUAUGCCGCAAUUCUAAUGUGAAGUUGUUAGGCAUCUCAUGUACUUUGUGUGUUCAUGUUCGGAUGAAAUGAUAUAGAAAGUUCAGUAGUGCACAUACGAAUGGCGCUGUCAUGAAAAACCGAGGUAAUGUUAACUACUGCUGAGAGCAGCAGCUGUCACAAAUUAUGUAUACUUUGUUACCAUGCUGCCUCGAUGCCCUUGGGAAGAGCAGCCAGCGAAGCGACCGUUACCGUCU
This is a messenger RNA of Panicum hallii, 4724 nucleotides long. RefSeq lists its product as uncharacterized. The coding region runs from base 253 to 4236 and encodes 1327 amino acids. The record is from RefSeq and is a predicted model, not a curated record. Gene Ontology annotation, cellular component: Ino80 complex. NCBI's taxonomy places the organism in Eukaryota, Viridiplantae, Streptophyta, Magnoliopsida, Poales, Poaceae. The transcript is spliced from 3 exons.